This is a messenger RNA of Aspergillus saccharolyticus JOP 1030-1, 1068 nucleotides long. Its product is annotated as glycosyltransferase family 32 protein. The record is from RefSeq and is a predicted model, not a curated record. Gene Ontology annotation, biological process: mannosyl-inositol phosphorylceramide biosynthetic process. Gene Ontology annotation, molecular function: mannosyltransferase activity. The coding region runs from base 1 to 1068 and encodes 355 amino acids. The transcript has 2 exons. NCBI's taxonomy places the organism in Eukaryota, Fungi, Ascomycota, Eurotiomycetes, Eurotiales, Aspergillaceae.
AUGGAAUGUUGUCCUGAGCAAAGACAAGAGGUCUCAAGACUAGGACUGAGUUGCACGAGGACAAAGCUUUUUCUUCUACUCUUGCUGAUAGACUUGACUGUCGUCGGGCUGCUUCUACACACUCUUCGGCCCUUGAUCACCCUGCUAUAUCGAAAUCAAGAAUUGUUUGCUGCUCGUGGAACUUUACCCUCCAGCAAUUUACUUCCCCAAAACCUAAGUGAAUAUCCAAACCCGAGCGGGAUUCCGUUGAUACUCCACCAAACCGCGGCUACUGAAAAUAUCCCCGAGCGCUGGCAAAAUUCCCAGCAGAGUUGCGUUGAAGUAUACGCCAACUACCAAUAUAUGUUAUGGACAGAUGAAUCUGCCCGUGACUUUAUCUCUAAGCAUUACCCCUGGUUCCUUCCAACGUGGGAUACCUAUACUUUCCCAAUCCAGCGGGCCGAUGCACUGCGCUACUUUGUUCUCUAUCACUACGGCGGGAUAUAUCUCGACAUGGAUACCUGGUGCAUCCAGCCGAUUCCAGUCCAAGCACUCCUGAAUGACAACCCAGGGCGGGAUCUCGCCAUUUUCAAAUCCACUACCCCGACUGGAGUGACGAAUGACUUUCUUGUUACGACGCCGCGUCACCCUGUGUACGGCGCUGCGAUAGCCAAGCUACCCGAUUCGGCUCAGUUCACUCACCCCUGGGCGCGCUUACAACCUUACUCUGCGAUCAUGGCAUCGGCGGGGCCAAUGUUUUUGUCUCUAGUAUUGAAGGAAUAUUUACUAGGACAGCAGAAUCAACAGCAGCAAUCUCGGCCCUUCCCGUGGCCGGAAGGGAUUGAGAUCAUUAAUAAAACCGAGCUGGCCCCUUACAUCACUGAUCUUGAAAGCAGCACGUGGCACCACUCCGAUGCAAAAGUACUAAUGUGGCUCGGCAAGCGCCCGUGGCUCUGGUACACUCUAGGCUUGGGGGUUCUGGCGACGGGAUUAUACAUGAUUGACUAUCUGUUUGUGAUUCUCUAUGUGCGGAGCUCCCGUAGGGCUGUCUCUCAAACUUGUGGUACAAAAUCAGCUAAGAAAGCAUAA